AUGGCCGAGCCCGAGGCCCCCCCUCCGCGGUGGGGUGCUGAUCAUCCUCCGCAGCGGGAUGAGCCCAUGCUACUUGAUGCGCCUGAGCCGGCGGCGGUGACCGCCACCGCCGCUGCCGGGUUGGGAUCUUUGGCCGACUCGCCGGUGGCCGUGCAGGCCGGCCGCCUGCUGCAGGAGCUCCACCUGGCGGUGCAGCCUCUGUCGACCCUCUCCUCGACCGAUCGCGGGCUCCUGGCCCAGGAGCUGCUCCAGCUGGCCGUGUCGACCUCCGACGAGCAGUCCAUCUCCCACCUUUUUUCGGUGCUCUUUGCCCUGGAGCCGGACUCCGUGGACCGAGGGCCCUGGGUGGACAGCUCGCCCGAGCAGGGUCCCCUUGCGGAUUCGACCAACCUGACAGAUCUGGCCCCGCUCUCGGCCCUGACUGGGGCGCCCCUGUCCAGCGCUGCCCGAGGGGAGGCCGGCUUGUCCGGGCCCCCGGCACGUGCGGGCCACUGUGCGACCACCCCUGCUCGCCGGGUAUCUCUCUUCAGCCUGCUCCUGCCGCCGAUCGUGCCGGGCGUGGGGGUGGCCCCGGCCCCCGGAGGCACGGGCGGCAUGUCCUCCGCCCGCUACAUGUCCCCCCUGGACAGCCACUUCCCGACCCUCUUCCAGAUCGUGUCGCACUGUGUCCUGGCCCACCCGGCCCGGAUCCGGCCCUUCGCCGGGCACAUUGUUUCCGUUUGCAAGCGUGCCUUCCUCCGGCACAAGGCGUCCUCUCGGGCACAGGCCGCCGCCCUGGAGCCCCUGGCCGCCCUGGUGCGUGCAAGUGCCUUUUUCUCGGCCGGACCGGCGGUCAGCCCGGGCCGUCGGCCGGCCGGUGCCCGGCACCUGGGGGAUUUCCCCACCCUGCACAAUGUCAUGGACUUCGACCAGGAUGAUGCUCUGGGUGUGCUGCCCAUGGAUGAACGCGAUGCCAGCCUCUCGCUGGCCCUCAACGCGCCGGUGCUCUUUGAAGAGCUUCGCGCGCAUCUUUUCCAGGCGGCCGCCUCGCUGGCCGCCGGGCCGCUGGCCAAUUUACUGCGAUUGCUGGGCCUGCUGGUGCGCUAUCACUCGGAUCCGGUGCUCUGUCGUGCGCCCCUGUCCGAGAGCUCGGGGCCCCCGGUGCCGGGGUAUGCGCUCGGCUUCCCGACGCCCGGCAUCGAGGCCCUGGUCCGACGAGCCAUCAACGCCAUUGAUGAGGAAAUCUCCAAGCGCACGCCUCUACAUGCCAUCAUCGUGGCCUCGCUGUGUUGUUUGGAUCACAUUCUGUGUGUGCAUUCGGACCUGGUGCGCGAGCUGGCGCCCUUCAUGCGGUCGCGGCGGAAUCCAUCAGCCGCCGCCGCCGCCGCCGCCGCCGCCGCCGCCGCCACUUCUGCGGCCGGCUCUCCGGACGACUUGCACAGCCUGGAGGCAGCGCUGGACUUGGCCGAUGCACGGGCGUGGGCCGGCGACAGCCCGGCCGGCCCGGCCAUGGUGCACUGCGUGGAGGAGCUCUUCGAGGUGGUGGUCCGCAUCCUUGUGCACUAUGUGACUCUGACCACGGAGCCAGGGGCCCCGGGCCGGUCCCGCGUCGGCCGGGCCGCCGGCGGCAGCGCCCUGCGCCUGGAUCUCCUGUGUGCCGCGCUUGGCAUCCUGGCCCGCCACAGCCAUGCCCUCUUUGGGGAUCUGCUCCUGCGGGCGGAAAGCCCCAGGACCCAUGCCGCGGUGAAGGAUGAGCCCCAGGCGGCGCCGGAUGCCGCCGGCACCGGGCGCAUUGUCCACCUGCACCGGCUGCUGCUGGAGCACUUUGUGGUUCGGCAUCCGAAUGCGCGUGUCCGCCAGUUGGCCUCGGCGGCCCUGGCCUCCUGCCUGGCCGAGGCCGGGUGUCGGCUUGGGCGCUCGGCCGGCACCUUCGCCUCGGACAUCGCGGUGUACCGGGUUCUGAUCACCGGGUUCUCGGAGCUCCUGGAAAACCAGGCCUCCUCCGUGCGGCUCAUUUGCGUGGCCCUCAGCGGCUUUGGCUACCUGGCCGAGGCGUCGGUCCGGCUGCUUCCUCACCGUGGCGACUUGCGUGCCAUCGUACGAGCCAGUCUCAGCAAGGUGGAGCAAAUAUUCUUCAGCGGCGGCCAGUUGGCCACCGGGCCGGAGGACGACCCGGCCGGCCAGCCGCACGGCCCUGGCCCAGGAUCUGGCGCCACGUCGGCCCUCAGUGGGUGGCUCAAUUCCCGGGACCGGUACUCCGGGGAUUUGGCCCCCUUCGCCGGGGAGUGUCUGGCGGCCCUUGGUCGCCUGCAGCGGCCGCUGCGCUUCGAGCCGGCGCCGACGGCCCCCGGCGGGCCUGGUGCCGGGCCUGGCGAGGACGCUCUGCUUGCGGGGCGCCUGCUGUCUGCCUCGGCCAAGCUGGCCCUGGUGGUGGUGACGCACCAAUUGUCCCUGGCCCGGGCCGGGCGCAUCGCCUCGGCCCUGAGUCUGGCGGAAUUCCUGCACCACUUGCUGCAUGGGUCUCUGCCGGGGGACCUGGUGCCGCCGGUCCCCGGGGCCGAUGUGGCAGCCGGGGCGCCGGCCGCCCCGGAGUGCCCGGAUGCGGGGGCCGCCUCGCGGCUUGUCGGCACGCGUGUGGAGGAAUUUGCCUCCUUCAGCCGACGUGUGUGCGAGGACUCCCUGAGCUGCACGCGCGCUCCGCUGGCCAUCCUGGCCCGGCGGCUUGGGCCGGCGGCGCACUUGUCGGCCGCUCGGCUCGGGGCCUCAUCCGACGAAGGGGCCCCGGGCGCGGCCACCGAUGGGCACAUCGAUGGUGCGAUGCGCGAUGCCUCGGCCGAGCGCCACUACGCCCCCUUCUGGGGGCUGCUCUUUGCCGGGCCGCCCCGCUUGCGAUUUGGCUCCCUGGCUCCGGCCAGCGUGGUGGACCUGCUGUGGGAUGUCACCGCGCGGUGCCUCUUCGACCGGUAUUGCCGGUCGCUGGCCGAUGCCUUCGAGGGUCUCCUGCGUGGGGGCCCCGGCGAUGCGGCUUCGACUCCGGGCUCGGCCCACCAGCGCGAGCUGCGUGCCCUGUCGGCGCACGCCCGGCUGGUGGCCCCCCAGCUGGCUCUUUCGGGUGCCGGGUGGGACACGGUGCAGAUGGUCUCCCUGCCGGCGGGCCUGUGCCAAGAGAUUUUCCCCCCGGGCGAGGCGACUCUGCGCCUGGAAGCGCCGCUGAAUGCCCACCUGCCGCGGCUCGUGCGCACGCUGCUGCCGCUCGGCCUUUUGCCCGACCAUUUGGCCCUCCUGGACGACCAGGCGGCUGGGUGCGAUCCGCCUCCCCGGCCGCUGGACCCCCUGUCCGCGGGGCCGUCUGGUGACGACCUUCCGCAAGGCAAGUUCCUGCCGCAAGUGGGCGGCCCUGCCGUGUUGCGUGUGCCGCACGCCUCGGCGGCCGAUGCGCUGGGAGACCUGCUCCCGGAAACGGGGCGCGUAUUGGCGGCGCUGGUCCUGCGCGCCGGGUCCCUGACCGGCUACUUCCCGGCGAGCCGCUCCGAGGCCGAGGGCGCCGGUGGCUCGGUCUGCUUGGGCUGCGCCUGUUCGGUGUCCUCGCCGACUCGGAGCCAUGUGCUGGCCAGCUGCUCGGCCUCGCGGCCAUCGGCCGGGGGGCCAUGCCCGAGUGGGUCCUGCUUGGCCGACCGCGCGGCCACGCUCUGGCUGCUGCGCUUUGCGGUCUUCUCCGCGCAGCGGCGCAUGCUCCAGGCAUUGUCCGCCUCGGCCGAGGGGCCGCCAUUGUCGGAUGCCCGGGCGGGCGCGCCGGACGCUGGCGGGCCGCGCCAGCAGCACGCGGCCCAGGCCCCGGAGGCCGGCUCUCGGCCAAGCCCCUUGCAGCUUCGGCUGCAGUCGGCACGCGCGUGCGUCGAGCUGGUGCUGGCCAUCCCCUGCGCAAGUGCGCUGCUUGCCCCGGGGCCCGGGCCGGGCCAUCCGGGUCACCUUGUCGGGGAGCCGGGCGAUGGCCACCGGGACUCCCCGCAGCAGCUGGCCGACCGCCUGGAGGCGGCCAUGGUGGACGCCGUGUGUGUGGCCCUCGAUGUGGCCAUUCUGACCCAGCUGUCGGCCGACGGCGCGGUCCUGGCCUCGCGCGCGCUCGACGCCCUCGAGGCAUGGGUUGAUCAGGCAACCGGGGCGGGGCAGCCGGGCUCCGAUGCGGCAGUCCCGCAGCGCAAGCUGGCCGCUGCGCUGCCGCACUUGCGCGACUUCUUGACCCUGUCGGCCGAGCACUUCCGCACCCGGCCUGGUGUCGGGACCGGGUCCCUGGAGGCUCUUGUCCGGCGAAUUGUUCGCCUGAUCGGGCGCCUUGGCGGGGCGGCCACUUGGGGCUUCUUCCGGGCGGCCGACGCCGGGCUCGGGGCCACGUCCGGCCUGGGGGCCCCGGCACAGUGGCCCGGUGGCCCGCAUGGGGCCACUGUCGGGAGCCUGGCCUCGCUGCCCUUCGGCACCCACGCCGCCGGGGGCCCUGGGCGCGGUGUUUCCCUGGCCCGCCAGCGCUCCGCCGGGGAUACGCUCGCCGGGGUGGGGGACCUUUCCUCCUUCAGCUCCUUCGCGUCCAUUGGACCGGCCGCGGCGGCCGCCGGGCCGACUUCCUCCCUGUCAUCGGCGGCAUUGAAUGUCGGGCACUUGCUCUCGGAGCGCCUUUGGCCCGGGGGCCGGAGCCGGGCAAAUGGCCCGCCGGCCGGUGGCCCGGCCGGCCUGGGGCCGGCCAUGACCGGCCACCCCCUUUCACGGCUGGCCUUGUCCCUGGUGUCCGGGGGGGACCACUUGGCCGAUGCCGGGCCCGGGGCCGAGCACCUGCCGGGGCCUGUCCUGCCGGCCGGGGCCGAGGUGGCCGGGGCCCUGCGCGACCGGCCUCUCGAGGACUGGCAUGCGGCCGGCGGCCGGAUGCUGCUGGUGCUGCCCGUGGCCGAGACCGCCGGCAUGCUCCCUCUACGGGUGGACCUUUCGCGGCCGAGGGUGCUGGCGUCCAUUUGCCACUUCGACCCGGAUGAGGGCACCGGCGGGCCGGGAGCUCGCACGUUCGCCCUGCGCCGGCGCCUGGUCCUGGGCCUGACGCGCUUGACUCUGGCCGCUGACCGGGUCCUGACGAUGGAGCUGCUCGGCAGUGCCACGGGCGCCGCGGCCCCGCGGGCCAAGCGGCGCCGCACCGGCGAGACCGCCUCGCCGGACCUGCCCGAGGCCGAGGCCGAUGCCGAUGCCAGCUUGGAUGCGGCCCGGCGCCAGGUGGCCGGCUUUGCCGGCCGGCCAACAUGGCAUGCGGGCCUUUGGGCGCGGCUUCUCCCGGCGCUGGCCUACCUGGCCGCUCACUCGCCCCACCAGGCCGACGACCGGGCCCUCUUCCUGGAGGUGCUGGCCUUGCUGGCCUCGCCGGCGACGGAGUCCGGCCCUGCUGCCGCCGCCGCCGCCGCCGCCGCCGCCGCAGAUGCUGGUCCCUUGGCCGACCGCGAGAGCGGCCCCCUCUGCCAGCUGGAUCCCCAGCUGGGGGACCGGCGCCUGGCCGGGAGGGUGUCCCUCGCGGCCGGCAUGGCACCCGGCCACCGGAAGCGCCUGCACGCCGAGGCCGACACCGGGGCCGAGCCCCACACGGACGCGGGCCCGGCUGCGGGCGGCCUGUUGAUUGGCCAGCCGGCGGCCGACUGCUCCCAUGCCUGGGAUCGGGCCCUGCCGGACUUGCUGGGCCUAUCGGCGGCCGAGGCCUUCGACCAGGGGGCGGACCACCUGCAGCGGCCCCAGCCACCCGGCGAGUGGGCGGCCCUCCUGGCCGGCGUCCCCUCGGCACCCGGCGCGCGCUUGGUCAAUGCCCCCGACGGCCGGGUCCCCUCGCGGGUCGAUGGUGCGCAGCUUGUCCGGUCGUGCCUGCUGUCAUUGGCCCGCGCGCCGGCGCGGUAUUUGGGCCGCGCGGCCGACGACACCGACCAGGAGCCUGCCGAUGGCAUGCUGGCCGAGGGGGACUUCCGGCUGGGCGAUCGCCUGGCCCAGGUCCAGCAGCUGGCCUGCCGGGCACUGGGAACCGUGUUCGCCCGGUCGGUGGCCAGCUCCGAUGCCGGUGCCUUUGUUCGGGUGAUGCUCUCGUCCGGCGAUGGGGCCCCCGACUUCGAUCUCUCCGGGCGCACUGUGGAGUUUGUCUUCCAGCUGCUCAAUCACAGCGCGCACCCGGCCCCGGCUCGCCGAAAUGCCGCCCUGUCGGCCCUCUCGCACCUGGCCGGUGUGGUGGAGGCGGCCUUCCUCCCAUGGGGCCCGGGGGUCCAACUGGAGGCCCUGGCCUCGAAGGCGCCCUGCGGCAUGGUCCCGAGGACCUCCGGCACUUCCCGGGCCUCGCUCUUCGAGAGCAUGGUGCUCGACGAGGCGCCCCCCGUGGCCGAGCAGUCGGCCCACCUGCCGGCGGCCGUCUGGCUGGCGGACCUGCUUCGGGCCCUGGAGGCCUUGUAUGGGGAUGCGGCGCGGGAUGUCCUCCCGGCGGCCGACGGCUCGGCCGAGACGGCCUUCCGGCGCUUUGUCCAGCCCCAGCGUGUUCAGUGGCUGGUUCUCCUGACCCUGGCUCUGCGCCAGGUGCUGGCUCUGAGCUUCGGUCUUGCCGUCGGUGACGGCUCGGAAGCCGGCAGCCCAGAUUCUUCGGCCGAGCUUCUCCACGACCCGGCCCGUCAGCUGGCUGGUGCGCUGUGCGCGCUCCUCCAUCUCGGGGUGCUGGCCGGCGACGAUCCGGCAGCCGACUUGCGCCGGGACUCCCUGCUCCCUGAUGCGGCGCCCGGGCCACUCAAUCAGCACACGGUCGGCUUGCUCCUGGCCCGGUCCACCUGCCCCGGGGAUCUGAUCCGCCUGCUGGGCGCGCUGGCCGUCGGGUCGGGGCCCCUGCCAACGCGGACGGCCCAGGGCCCCGGCGCCCAGGAUGCCGAUCCGCUGGCCGCUCCCCGCGGCCUGGCGCGGGCUGUCCUCGCGGUUCUCGGGGCUGGCGGUCCGGGCUCCCCGGUGGCCGAGCCUCUGGGGGCCAUUCUGACGCAUGACCUCUCGGCCCUGGUCGGGGGCCGGCCCUUUGCCGAGUACUCCGAUUCCCUGGCCUGGUGCCUGUCGGUCGGGCUGCUGGAGUUCCCCGCACCAGGAUGUGUCCUCGGCACUUGUGGCCCUUUGGCAGGCGAGUCGGGAUUGCUGCUGACCACGGCCCCCUGCACGCCGGGGGUGCCCUGGCCGGCGCGCCUGCCCGCCCUGCUGGACUUCGACCACCCCCACCAAGCCCCGCUGGCCCUGGAUCGCCUGCUGUCUGAGGCCCUGCCGGACUUCGACCAGCCCUCUGGGCCUGCAUUGGUGGACUUCCACCGUGCUCUCAGGCUCCCGGCACCGGCGGUCGCUUUGAUGGUGGAGCUUCUGGGCUUCAUCCAUGCGCAGGCCGCCUGUCCGCCCCGCGACCCGAGCCAGGUGGCAGGAUCUCCGGACAUCGACACAUCGCCCCUGGCCCGGGUUGCCUUCUUCCUGACGGGGCACCUCCUCGGGCACCUGUGGCUCGAGCUCGGGCCGAGUGCCGGCUCGGCCGGCGAGGCAAACGACCCGCUGGAGCAUUGGUGCACCGCCGCCGGGCGGCUGCCGGCCCUCGGCCGCUUGCGGUCUUGUGCUCAAUGCGACCGGGGCCCGGGGCCUGGGGCGUCGGAAAGUCCCCCCCUCCCACCGGUGUUGGUGGCACUGGUUCAGUCAUGCCGCGCCGGCUCUGGGCCCUGGCGCCACGGUGUGCAACAGGCCUUCGCCACUUUUGUCAGCCUGGCCGAGGGGGCCCAUCCGACCCCGGGCCGGGGCCUGCUGCCUCGCCAAGGGCUUGUCUUGCUGGGCCUGUCGGCGCUGACGCGGCUCCCUGGGCGGCCGCUGGGGUACCUGCUGGCUUCGCCCACCGCCAGGCAGGUGGACUUCCUGGCCCGGCAUGUGGCCCGGUUCCUGCUGUCCACCCUGCCGGCGGACGUUCCCCGGGCCAAUGUGCCGGGGCUGCUGUUUGCAUGCUGCCGGCUGUCGGCCGCCGCGGCGGAUGACCUCUGCCAGGCGGUCUUCGGGGCGGCCCUCGACGGGAGCCCGGCCGGCAUGGGCUCGAGGGCCGGCCUGCCGGCGGACCCCCUGCUCCUGGGCGAUCUCUAUCAAUCGGUGCACCUGGCCACGGCCCGCGAGGCGGGGGCCUUGGGCGCCAAUUGGGCCGACCCCGGGUCGCUCGGGGCCGGGGAGCUGGGCCUCCACCGGCCCGCUGGCGAGACUCGCCAGUGCGACCUGCCCAACGUGCGAGCUCGCCGCGUGCCCGCUGACCGUGUCCGAGCCGACGUGGCCCUUGAUCCGGACACCCUGGCCAAUUGCUUUGCCCUGAUGCCGGAUCUCCUGUUGGACCUGCUUGCGGGCGCGUCGCUCGGGGCCGCGGCUCCCAUUUGUGGGCUUCCCCCCGGGCUGGGCAGCGCCUCGGGGCCCUGGAGCGCUGGCCUCUCCCUGCCGGGGUCCCUCGAGAGCCUCGGCGACCCGGCCCCCCCGGUCGAUGUCGGCCGGCAGCGCCUCCUGCAUGUGGCCCGCCUGCUGGUCGAGCGAUCGAUCGGUCAGCCGGCCAGCCCCGCCGCAGGCCGGCUGCUUCUGGCGCUGAAUCGCCUGCGGUUUGCCGGGCUCGUCAGCAGCCUUGCGCCCAUCGGUGCCAGCCUGGCCGACCGAGUCCGCCUCUUGCGGCAAGUGUCGCUCCUUCGGGACGGCCAGGCACUUGCCGGCGCAGAUGCCGGUGCCGAUGCCCCCUGGACGCGUGGUCUUCUGUGUGGCUCGGAAGCCAGCGUCGGGGCGUGGGACUCGGCUCCGACGGCUUUCCGGCCGUGCGAGUGCCCCGGCCUGCCCGGGUGCCAGGCAGGCCUCUGCCAAUGCUGGGUGGCCCUGUCGGUGGACAUGUACCGUGGCUUGCUGCUGCUGGCGGUGAAUCCGGCGUCCUAUGCGCCUGGUGGGACACUUCCCGGGCUGGGAUUCGCCGCUCCCCCGGCCGCGGUGUCGCCGUCGGAUCUGCUUGAGCUCUUGGACAUUCUGCCGCUUUUCCUUCGCCUGUCGGAGGAGGCGCCGGCCGGCCGGGCGGCCCCCCCGGGGGUGGAAUUCCCCCGGCCGGAGCACUGGCUGCCGGUCCUUGCACAGGUGGCCCGCUUUGCCUUGGGCUCGCUCUUCGCCAGCGUGGCGGACCUGGUGCGCGGAAGCCCCGGGGUGGUGCGCGGCCAGGUGGGCCACUGCCUGGAGGCGGCCAUGCGGCUUGCGACCCCGCUGCCCGGGGCCCUCGUCCCCCCGCUGGCCGGCGAUCCCUACCCCUCGGCCGUGGCGGCGGACGGGCCAGGCCCCCUCGCCGACAUGCUGGCCUUCCAGCACUGGCAGAGCCCCUUCCACAAUAACUUCCCGCUUCAGCGUGGGGUCAUUGACCGGCUGUGUCGAUGCGCGAUCGAGCUGGGCAGCAGCCUGCCACUGGUGCCGCUGGUGCCGCUGCUUCUGCACCCGCCGCUCUUCCGCCACGGAUCGCUGCAGGAACUGGCCGCCUCGCUGGACCUGCUUCAUCUGUCCGAGGGCGAUCCCACGUCGCUGGACGCCGAGGCCUUCCGGCAGCUGGUCCUGAUGCUGGCGUUGCGCGGAGCCCGGGCCACCCUCGGGGCCCUGCGGGCGGUGGCGCGGCAUCCGGACGCCCGAGCCGCCGACCGGGCCCGCGUGCUGGCCGCCCUGGCCCGGAGUGUCUUCGAUGACCCCUUUGCCCCGCCGGUGGUCAUCUUCAAUGCCGGCGAAGCGCUCAUUCGCUUCCUGCACCUGCUGCCCUUGGCCCACUUUGGCCCGGCAAUCGCGGCCCGACCGGUGACCGCCCUGAUCUCGGCCCCGGCCUUGUCGCUCUUGGAGAGCUGCAUUCUCCUGCUGGCCGGUAGCCAGAGCGCCGGCCAGUCGGCCGACGCACAUGCCGCGCGACGAACCUUCGUCCUCAAGCUCCUGGGGCUGGUCUAUGCCCGUCUUUCCGUGCACUCCAUCGGCCAGCUGGUACUUGGCAGCAGCACCAUCUGCGGGGCCAUCCGCCAUUCACGGCCGGAGGGCCCCUCCGCCGGCUCAAACCUGGGCAUCCAUUCGGCCGACGCCUGUCGCAGUCUCAACAUGUGGCUCAUCCGCCUGGUGCAUGGCCUGCGCGACAGCCCGCCGACCCCGUCCCCGUGGGAGCGUGGUGCUCGGGCGGCCGGCGCCUCGGCGCUUUCCUUUUGCCUGGCCCGCACGCAGCGCCAGCUGAAGCACUUUUCGAACUUCCUCUUUGCCCCACAUCGGGGCGCCUUCAUGUGGGGGCAGGUUUUACCGGCGGAGUCGCUGCUGCCGGCGCUGCUGCCGGCCACCGUCCGGCUGCCUGCUGCCCCAGGCCGCCACGAUCCCCGCACCACGGCCGAAGAGGACGACGAGGAGGAGGCCCCUGGCCAGCCGCUUGCCGGCAUGGCUGAUGGCCGCCCGGCGGACAUGGAGGACGACUGGUCCUGGCCCUCGCCGCGGCCGCCGGCCGGGCCUCUCGCCGCCCCGGCCCCCGCCGAGGAACUCCCCGCCGAGCAGGCCCCAGCCGGCAAUGAUUGGCCGCUCGUCGCCGACGCCCUGGACCUGGACGAGGGCGAGCCCGAUGGAUUGCUGGUGCUUACCACUGUGGCGGCCUUCGACGCUGUGGACCGGCAGCCGGCCAUGGCCGGGGUUGUCCGAGCGGUGGUCACCGCUUGCCGGCUGACCCCGGGGCCGGAGGCCGCCGAUGCCCCGCCGCCUGCCUGGCUGUGCCAGCUGCUGGCGGCCUUUGCCGCGCCCGGCGAGUCCCCGAGCGCCAAGCUCUUCCUUGCCAAGGUCCUGUGCCAUGCGGGCUCCUUCCUGUCGCCCUAUGCGUCGUACAUCUGGCCGGUGAUCGUGCGCUUUGUGCUGGAGGCCUUCCCGGCAGGCGGGUGCUCCGCGGCCGGGCCCGAGGGCCCCCCACCGCCCCGGCUGAAUUCCGCCACCUAUGACCUGGCCUUGCAGGUGCUUGCCUGGUCGCUGCAGGAUGACUACCCCGGCCAGCCGGAGCCGCCGGAUGCCGGGCUGCUCAAGUCCCGCUUUGUCACCUGGCUGCUCCAUGCCUGCGAUGAGGUGGUCCCCGGGUCGGCGGCGCGGCACGAGCUCCGCGGCCGUGCUCAGCUCAUCCAAGAGUUCGUCCGGCUCUGGUGUCCGAAGGUGGCGCAGCCCGGCCUCGCCACGGCCGAGCGCCUUCCCCUGCGCUCGGUCCAUCCGCACUUUUUGCUCGGGCUCCUGCGGCCCCCGAGCCUGGACCCCCCCAGGGCGGAUGACGACCCGUCGGCAGUCGUGCCACGCGUUUCGGCCGAUUUCGACCCGCUCUCCGGCCCGGCGGGAAGCUCCUUCGUGCAUAACCGGCUCCUGACUGGGGCCGAUCUCUUCCUGAUGCUGAUCGACCACCGAGUCACCUUCGAUUUGGAUCACACCGGUGCAGAUGGCGAGCCCUCCUACAGUGCCGACCACCUGUUUGCCUUGCUGUGUGCACCACUCGCAUCGAACGCCGUGCAGCUGGUGGAUCCCAGCCGCGGGACGACCCCUCUCACCAUCGCCGGCCUGGGCACGGCCGAGCGCGCCGCCAGCCACAUCGCGCGCGUGUUGGGGCAGUGCAUGGACCUCCUGAGUCGACUGCGGAGCCCGGCACACAACCUCCCCCCGACCGAUGGGGGCAUGACUCUUCCAAUGGCGCAGGCCUACUUUGCGGCACUGCGUCGCCAAAUCCAACCCAAGCUGCAAUUCCUCGGCGCCCUAUUCAAUGAUCGCCUGGCCGGUGGAACGGCAUCUGCCCCGGGGGAUGGCGCCCCCUCGGCCGCGGAAACCCUCCGCCUGCCGGUGGUUCUUCAGCACCUGGCGAUGUCCUUCCCGCCGGCUUCCCGGCCGCUGAUGUCCACGCUUUUCCACCACUUCCCGCGCGUUGUCCGCGGUGUGUCCUCCCUGACCCAGCUCAUCCGGCCGAUGCUGCAAGUGUUCCUGAGCUUCGCGCGGCUGGACCCACCGGCCGGAGCCCCGGGGCCCUGCGCCGCCGAGCUGGCCGGGGCCCUUCUGGCCCCGGGGCUCCUGCGCCCGGUGGCUGCCGGUGGCUCGGAUCUCGCCUGCCCGGACAUCGGUGACACCCGGCGCCUGUUCGCCGGUAGCCUUCUUGCGCAGCUUCUGCGCCGGGGAGCCGGCCACUGGCCCGAGUGGCUCGGCCUGGCCGAUCGCCUCCUCCCUCUCAUGACGCCAGAUGCAUGUGCUCUGCUGAUUGAGGCGGCCUUCCUGGGGGACCCUACGGACGCCGGGAACUCGGGCGCCCCGCCGGGGCCGGCAACGGCCGCGACCGUGGCGCUUGCCCCCCCGGCGAGCUGGUGGUCUCUGGUCGCCGACAUUUGCACCCGGUGCCUGGCUCUGCCCGAUUGCAGUGCUGCCCUGCGGAGCGCGUGCCUGACCACGCUGGCACGCGGCGCGCGCGCCCAAUUGCAUGCCUGUUCCCUGGGCCAGGCCGAGGGCCCACUUGUCUUCCCCCUCGGGAGCGAUGCUCUGCUGGGGUACCUCGAGCAGACGGCCAGCCAGGACGGCGCCCCGAAUCUCGACCCCUCGCUGCCUACCCUGCUGGCACUGUUGGACUUGAGCCACCUGCCCGGGCCACCGAGCGAAGGCCCGGCCUACAGCCCGGCCCUGCCGCUCCUGUGCCGCUGGCUGCUCAUCCAAAGCAGCCUGACCCCGGGGGCCGGGCCUUUCACCUGGCUCCUGCCGGUGGUCGACACCCCUGCCCUCCCCCCGAUGGCGGAUGCCCUAACCUCGGGCCAUGUGUCCAGCUCGUGGCUGGCGCCGGCCCUUCUCACACGGGAUGCCGGCCGAGCACGGGCCGACCGGCGCGCCGCCCGGGCCGCCCCCUCCCCGGGGUCCGAUGCGGCACUUUCCCUGUCGUUCAUUGGGCUUGGUGCGUGGGCCUCGCCGCGGCCCACUUUCGCACGCGCCCCACAGGCUAUGCCGCCACCGGGGCCCGCCUCUCCGGAGGAGUCGCCGGUGCAUGUGCGACAGCCGUUGCUGAGUGCACGCGAGCGGCUGCUCCGGCAUUGGCGACAUUUGGCCGAGGCGCCGGGAUCGCCGGCAGUGCGUCUGCUGGCCGCCGGUCGCCGGCUGUCGGCCAUCCCGCCCUCCAACCCGCUGGAUGCCCGCCUCGGCGUCGGCCUGGGUCAGGCUUCCCUGGCGGCCGCUUGGCCGCGGGGCCGGGCCCGGCGCCGGGAGCCCCGGCCGCCGCCAGCCGCGCCGCUGGCCCAGUCGCCGGCCGCCGUCGAAGGUGACUGGCGCCGCCCCACCAGUCCGGCCGAGGUGGCCCAACUGCUGGUGGCCAUGGCGGCCCGGAGCCCCGGGGUUGGCCUGGAACUGGGCCUGGAUGUGCUGGGAUUCGGGCUCGCCACAUCCCCGGCCCUCGGGCACCCGGUAUCCGGGCCCCCGCCGGGCAAGGUGCUAGCGGUGCGGUCCUCGGCCGCCGGGCCCGGCCGCCCGGCAGACGGGCCGCCAUCCGCCGGCGACACGGCUCGCGCCCUCAGGGACCUGGAAGCCCGGGUCCCGGCGGCCGGCAGCGCUGCCUGCCCUGCAUGGUCGGCCGAGCAGCUGGUGUAUGGGCGCCUGCGCGCGGUCUUGACGGCGGUCGCCGCGGCCGGAGCCCAGGGCGGCCUCCAUGUGCGCCUUCUCCUGCCGGACGCCCUGGCCGUGCUGCAUGUGCUGCUUGCGUCGCGAUUCGGCCUGCCUGCCGACCCGGAGGCGCUUCAGCUGCUGGCGGAGCGCCUGCCAGCCACGCAGGCUCUGGUACUGAUGGUUCUCGAGCGCCAGGCCACCCUGCUCAUGUGGGCGGGCGAGCCGUCCCUCACUGACGCCGACGAGCCGGAUGGCAAGGGCCCGGCUCCGGCGCCCGGCUGGACUCGCAGCGAUCUCCAGGCUGGCCUGCGGCUCUCGGAUGCCACCUUGUCCAUCGCCAGCCUGCGGGGCAUGCUCCUGGCGCGGACGUGGUCGGCAUUGGCACAUGUCUAUGCCCUUGGGCCCUCAUCGGCCCUGUCGCGGGCCAUCAUUUCCGGUCGUGUGGCCGCGAAGCCGGGCCCAGCCGGGCCACCGGCACCGGCGCUCGACUCGCCGAGACUCCGGUCGACAGGCCGCCGCACAGGGCGGAACGGAGCCCCCGCCGCCGCCGCCGCCGCCGCCGCCGCCCCCCGGCAGCUGGCCGUGGCUCCGCUCGGCCUGCGCCUGAAUGACGGCGCGGCGCUCCUCCCGGGCGAGGGGGGUGCCGGGAACCAUGCGCUGCCCUUGCGCGGGUUCCUGGCCGAGGCAGCUUGGGACCUGCCGGCGGCGGAGGCCGUCUACGCGGCGGCGGCGGCGGCCUCCCACUCGCUGCCGGAUCCGGCCGACGCCGAGCUCCGAAGCCUGUCGCUGGAGGCGCUGCGCUCGAUGGAGGGCCCGGCGGCGUGCGAUCCGGCCGCCGACCCGGCCGGCUGGUGGAAGCGCCGCGGCCUUCAAACCCAGGCACGCCUCGGCCACUGGGGCCACAUCGCACAGACCGGCCACCGGCGUGGCGGUGCUGGCAGACCGCCCACGGCCCUGGCGCUCCUCGCUGCUAGCGACCAGGAACGGCUGGAGUACCACGCCGCGGCCGUGGCUCGGACUUGGACAUAUGCCGACAUGCGCUACCAUGCGGCGGCCGCCGAUCCCCAGCUCCGGGCCGUGUGCCUGCUGCUGCUGGCCCCCCAUGCGGCGGCCGCCGAAGCCCAGGCCCUGGCCCUGGCCGAGGAGCCCCUGCACGCGGAACCCGGCCCCCCCCCAACCGGCGACCUGACUACCAUGGCCCGGGAUCUGAGCCGAUCGCUGGCGGUCGAGCGCACGGCGGCCGCCCUGCUCCAGGGCGAUCCCACCCAGGCUCGGGCCCUGCUGCUGUCCAGCUACACCCGAUCGGCCUCGCUGUUCCGCCUGCAUCCCGGGCUGCGAUUGGAGGCCGGCCGAGCGACCGACGAGUUCCGGCUCUUCCCCGGCGGGGCGGCCGAAGCGGUCACCUCCUCGCAAGCGGCCUUCGAGCUGGAGGAAACCCUUGAGACGCUGGCCCUGCUGCAAGCGCGCCCGGACCCGGGCGCCGCGCGUGCCCUGGUGCAGCACCUGCUUGUUCGCUGGACCGGGCGCCUGCCAGCAGCCGACGCAUGUGUCGGAUCGGUCUGGCGCCCGCUUCUCCAUGGCCGCACCCAGAACUUCAGCCUGCUCCUGGAUGAGCUGGCCCGCACCGGCCUGGCCACCCGCUCUGGCAUUGCAGCGUCGCUGCAGAAGUCCUUCAUCGAUCUGACCCGUGGAUCGCUCCUGUCGGCCUCGCAUGCGGCUCUGAGCCAGCAGAAUUGGCACAGCGCCCUCAACACGCUCGGCCUCUAUGGCAGGCUGCCCCCGGGCCCGGCCCCCCCGGAGCGCCUUCCCUCCGGGCUGGACCUCCGUCAGACCCAGUAUCAUGCCCUGCAUGCGCUGGCCUCGGUGGCUAGCUUGCAAUCGGCCCAGUUCCUCGCUCGCCUGGGAGGAGCCCCCUCCGGCCGGUAUGGGGAGUUGCUGACGGCCGCUGGCCGGGCGGCCUCCCAAGCGCGUGUCUAUGUGGCGACCUUGCCCGGCCAGCCGUCCAACGGGGAUGCCCCGCUGCCCAUCGCGGACCGGGCGACCCGUGCCCUGGUGGUGGCCGCCACCGCUCAGCUGGUGUCGCAACUGCAGGGCCUCCAUCGGGCCGCCGGGCUGGCCGCACCACCGGCCGCCACGCAGCUUGAAGCUCUGCUCCACCGGACGCGGCUGCUGGAUGCGCCGGGUGCCGGGUCAGCCAGUCGUCCGGCCACCGCGCAAUCGCAAUUCCUGAUGAUCAUCUAUGGCCUCUUCGAGCGGGCCGACGACAUGCUCGGCUGCCCGGCGGCGCCAGACAACCAGGCCCCGAUGGCCGGUGGGUCUUGGUGGCUGUCCGCCCGCCUGGCCCGGGCGCGCGUGCGCUUGGCAUAUGCGGCCUUCUGCGAUCGGGCCUUGCGGCAGACGACCGCCAGCUCGGCAGCCACUCCUGCCGCCGGCCGGGCGGGCGCGCCUGGGACUCGGAGAAAUCUGCACGCCCGCCACCGGCAGCUGUUCGCCGCGGCCUGCAUCACCCAGCUGCUGAAUGCCAUGGUCGAAUGGCCAAGUGUCCAGACCGCCGAUCAUCUCCCCCGAGUGCUCGACCUGAUGGCCCUCUUUGCUGAUGAGGGUGAAAGCGCCUCCGGACAGGCAGCCAGUCCGGCAGGCCUGCUCCUGGCAUUUGCCCAGCGCCCGGACUUGCAAACAUGGCCUCUGACACGCUGGGUAUCGCAGGUGGUGGGCCGGCUGCAGCCUCGGGCCGGGGGCCCGGGCGAGCGCGCCGCUCUGCUGGCCCUUCUCCGGCGCAUUGCGGCGGACUUCCCCGAGUCCGUGCGGCUCCCCCUGCGGGUGACGCUGGAGCACUUGCGUCAGUCGAUGCUCUUUUCGAGUAAAGAUUUGGCCGAGCUGUCGGCCCUUUCGAGCCAGCUUGACCCAGUGGAUCAUGACCCGUGGACCAGCCAGCUGGACCUGCUCACGAAUCCCGAACAUCGGCUCAAGGACCUGGCCAUCGGCCUGCAUGGCCUGCUGACCGCGCACCAGGCGUCCCUCGAGCGGGUUGUCCAGGCCCAGGCUCCCGGGGGCCGGGCCUUGUCCGACGACCGGACGGACUUCUCGCACCACAUCAAUGUGGCCACCCGGCUGAACCGACGCCUCGGCCAGAUGCUCGAGCAAUUCCGCGCCGGAGCCGGACCGCAGAAAGCCGGCCGACGUGCUGCCUCGGCCGAUCGGUCUUCCGAUGAGUCCAUUCAUGCCGAAUUUUUCCUGCUAAACAAGCGCCGAUUGGUGCCCGCGCUCGAUGGCAUCACGAGCCUUCUCCCACGUCGGCAUUCCAUGGCCGUAAGUUGGUCCCAUGCGCCCCUGCCUUUGCCAUAUAUUGCCACACACAAGGGUCUGCAUGAGCUCCGACAAUUUGUGAAUGAGGUGCUGCAGGCUUCGCGCGAGGCCCGGCCGGUUGCGAUUCCGGCCGGUCGGCAGAAUUCCCUGGACUACUUUGCCCCCGGGCUUCGGCGCCUCUUCGCCGUGGGUGGUCCAGCCAGCGAGAAUCCCAUCACUUUGCCGGGACACGAGUCCCCGUGCGAGCAGAUCCCCUUCGCCGCCGCGCGUUGGACCAAUGUGGCGAUGGUGUCGACCGGCAGCGCGGGCGCGUGGCAGCCCCCUCGGGUGGUUGGCCUGUCGCCCGUGAUGGCCACACUGUCGUCCCUGCGCAAACCGAAGCGCAUCACCCUGCGCGCGUCGGAUGCCCGGUCCCACACGUUCCUGGUCAAGGGCGGGGAGGAUUUGCGCCUGGAUGCCCGUGUGCAGCAGGUAUUCAGCCUCCUCAAUCGGGUCUUGCUUGCCGGCGGCGGUGCCAGCGACAUGCCUGCCGGCAUGGUUGACAGCCCCGGCGUCCUGGGUGGGUCGCCUGGCCUGGGCGAGCUCCUGCGCACACCCGUCGACUGGCCGACCGAGUGGCCGGCCAGCUCCGGCGUGGUGGCCCCCUCGGAUCUGGGCCAGGCGCGCAUUCAAACCUACGCCGUUGUGCCCCUGACCCUGCAGCUGGGGCUGAUCCAAUGGCUGCCUGGCACUCGCACUCUCAAGUCCCUGAUUUAUGAGCAGGCCCAGAAACAGGCGGACAACGCGCUGAAGUCCUACAGCGCCUUCGUCGAGCAGGGCGACCCUAAUAGUGGCUAUCUGACAGUGUACGCCCGGCCAACCGAGGAGGUCCGUCGGAACUUCGAGCACACGGCUGGCGGUUUCAUCCCGGCCGGGACCCUACGCUCGGCGGUCCUCUUUGCCGGGGCCCCCUCUGCGGUACGCGUGCUCGCCCGACGGGCAGCCUUCUCGGCCAGCGCGGCGGCCUGCUCGGCCGCCGGCUACCUGAUGGGGAUCGGGGACCGGCACUCGGACAACCUGCUUGUUGAUCCGGCUUCUGGCCGGGUGAUUCCCAUUGAUUUUGGCCACGCCUUUGGCAGCUCGACCAUGCUGCUGUCCUUCCCGGAGUUGAUUCCCUUCCGGCUGACACGCCAAAUGAUCAAUGUCCUCUCGCCGCAUGGCACGCAUGCCCUCUUCGAGCCGGUGAUGGUGGCCCUGCUGGAUGCGUGGCGCCGCGCGGCGCCAAUCAUCUCGGCGGCCUUGGCCGUCUUCCAAACCGAGCCGCUGCCCUUCCUCCAGUCGCUUCUCGGCCUGGGAGAUCGGGCAGCCGGCGGCGGCCCCGGGGAUCCCACGCGCGGGGCGCGCGCCCGCACGCUGCUCUUCCUGGCCAUGGCCAAGCUGUCGCUGGCUCACCCGGCCUUCGUGACGGCCGUCGAACUAAGCCAGUCGGUGGUGCGUACACGGGCACCGCCCCGCGGGUGGCCAGCCUCCCUGGGCGCCCUGCCCGGGCAGGGCGCCUCCCCCGGGCUGGAGGGCGAUCCGGUGGUCCGGCAGAUGGUCGCCUGCCUGGCCGGCUUGCCGGGGGAUGUGCGCACCCGGCCGGGCAUCUUUGCCGGCCAGCCCUCGGCCGCCGAUCCCACGGCCGCCGAUCCGGACAAUCCCUUUGGCCCGGCGUUCGCCUUCUCCGAGCUCUUCCUGGACAUCGUCGGCCAGUCGGCCGGUAGUGGCCAGGCCCCGGCCACCGCCACCGGCCGGCACCUGAGCGCCCUGCUGGCGGACCCGCUUGUGGCUGACACACUGGCGGCCGCCGGCUACCCGGUGGCCGGGAGCGGUGCGGCCACCGCCGCCGCCGGUGCCACCCCGUGCGAGGGGCUGGACCAGUCGGCCGCCGACGCGGCCCUCAUCCGGUGCUCCAGCACCGCGGCCCAGGUGGCCUGCCUGGUUGAGCAGGCCACCGACCCGGCCAUCGUCGGGCGCUGCUGGCGCGGCUUGAUGACCUGGCUCUAAAAAUGGCGGGGGGGGGGG
This is a messenger RNA of Fonticula alba, 18993 nucleotides long. RefSeq lists its product as hypothetical. Gene Ontology annotation, molecular function: protein binding; protein serine/threonine kinase activity. Lineage: Eukaryota; Rotosphaerida; Fonticulaceae. Gene Ontology annotation, biological process: double-strand break repair; telomere maintenance. The record is from RefSeq and is a predicted model, not a curated record. Gene Ontology annotation, cellular component: nucleus. Bases 1 to 18975 code for a protein of 6324 amino acids. The transcript is spliced from 43 exons.